CAAAACCUCUUCAUCUCACUUCAACUUAGAUUACAUCACUUCAAAGAAAAUCAUCUCUUCCUCGUCGAUACAAGUUUGCUAGCUUUCCGACAAAAAAACAAACAAGAGUUCAAUGGCAGUUUCUAAUGCUUUAACGAUCUCUCCAAAAAAACUUCGGACUGAUCUUUACUCUUACUCGAACCAAGAUAAUACCAAGACACCUUUGGUUAUCUCUGUUCUAGCUUCUCUUAUCGACCGAACUCUAACUCGGAACCAGAGAAUCAAUCGUCUAGCUUCGCCGGCAUCGCCUACUUCCGGCCGGAGUGGCAAAACCCAGAUCUUUGAUUGCCGCGAAAUACCAGAUAUGACCAUCCAAUCGUACCUAGAGAGAAUUUUCCGGUACACUAAAGCCGGUCCAUCGGUUUACGUUGUGGCUUAUGUCUACAUUGACCGGUUCUGUCAACUCAAUCCCGGUUUUAGAAUCAGUCUCGCUAAUGUACAUCGUCUCCUCAUCACCACCAUCAUGAUCGCUUCUAAAUAUGUAGAAGAUUUGAACUACAGAAAUUCAUAUUUCGCCAAAGUAGGUGGAUUAGAGACAGAGGAUUUGAACAGAUUAGAGUUAGAGUUUCUGUUCUCGGUGGGGUUCAAGCUACAUGUCAAUGUGAGUGUGUUCGAGAGUUAUUGUUGUCAUCUUGAGAGAGAGGUUAGCUUUGGAGGAGGUUAUCAGAUUGAGAAGGCAUUGCGUUGCGCCGAAGAGAUCAAAUCCAGACAAAUGAUCGUUCAAGAUCCUAAACAUCAUCACCACCACCAGCUUGCUCGAGUCUUGUUGUAGAAAAAGAAACUCUUCUUUUUUAUUUAUAGUUUAGUCGUUUUGUGCUUGUGAUCUUGACUUUCUGUUUGUUAGAGUUACUUUCGGCACGGUAUUGGUGUAAAUGUAAAUAUAGUUGAGUAGAGAUGAGCAGUGAUGUAAGUACGAGCAUUGAAUAUUUGUAUAUAGGUUCACUAUCUAUUGAACUUAGAAAAUCGUUUCAUUAA
This is a messenger RNA of Raphanus sativus (radish), 1014 nucleotides long. Its product is annotated as cyclin-U2-2. Bases 113 to 811 code for a protein of 232 amino acids. The transcript has 2 exons. The record is from RefSeq and is a predicted model, not a curated record. Lineage: Eukaryota; Viridiplantae; Streptophyta; Magnoliopsida; Brassicales; Brassicaceae. Gene Ontology annotation, biological process: regulation of cyclin-dependent protein serine/threonine kinase activity. Gene Ontology annotation, molecular function: protein kinase binding.